This is a messenger RNA of Pseudophryne corroboree (corroboree frog), 18309 nucleotides long. It is a transcript of the gene SON, whose product is annotated as SON DNA and RNA binding protein. The transcript has 7 exons. Gene Ontology annotation, molecular function: RNA binding. Gene Ontology annotation, biological process: regulation of cell cycle; regulation of mRNA splicing, via spliceosome. The record is from RefSeq and is a predicted model, not a curated record. Lineage: Eukaryota; Metazoa; Chordata; Amphibia; Anura; Myobatrachidae. The coding region runs from base 302 to 15331 and encodes 5009 amino acids.
GUUUCCCCACAAAGCCUCCACCUGUUCCCCACGCCGCCGGCGCUGGGUCGCCUCACAGUUGCCCCAGCACUAGCCGCCGGUUGGGGGGGGGAAUUAGGACGGAGGCAGCAGUAAAGGGAGACAGCGCGGGGGCGCGCGCACAGUGGCGACGUCUCCCUCUCUCCCCUUAGGCCGCGCUGAGUGGCGGCGGCGCGCACGCACGCACGUACGUCAGUGUGUCGGACAGCAGCGGCGGCGGCCGGGGCGAGAGAGAGAGUCUCCAGCAUCGGGAGAAGGAGGAGGGGCAGUCCGCGGCGGCGCCAUGGCGACAAACAUAGAGGAAAUAUUCCGCUCCUUCGUGGUCAAUAAAUUCAAGGAGAUCCAGGAGGAGGAGGAGAAGAUGAUCAGUGAGAACUCUGAAAGCUCUCAUAACGGUGAUCUAACAGCGCAAGGGGCCGAGAAUAUGCCUGAAGAAUCAGAUGUCUGUGUGCAAAGUGAGGGGAACAACCAAACUGCACCGAAAGCUGAAGAAAUGCAGCCCGAGACCCUGGAACUUGUGACGCCACAGACUUUGGUAGUGGAAGAAGAACAUGCUUCAAAAGAAUUAAACAUAGUAGAAGUUAGUUCUUCCGAUGAAGUGAAAAAGGAUUCAUCAAAGAAGAAGUCCAAAAAGCACAAAAAGCACAAAAGUAAAAAGAAAAAAAAGAAAAAGAAAAAAGAGAAAAAUGAAAAAAGAUCAAAAUCUGUUUCAAGCAUUGAGGACCAAGAAAAUCUGAUUUCAGAAACAAAAUCCGUAUGGAAACCAGCAUUUACAUCUCCUCCAAGAUUAGAAGAUUUGUUAUCCAAGACAGAAAUUGUGAAUAUAGAUGUGCUACCGUUAGUGAAUGUACAUGAUGUAAAUAUUGGUUCUACGAAAGAAGAGCUACCUGCUAGGCCACAGUUAGAUGUAGAGUCUGGAUUUUUUGGUCCCAAAUGUCCAAAUGAAAUGAAUUCUCCUGCCAUUUGUGAAGCUGAAAUGCCAGAACCACUUGAAGAGUCAGCUUUCAAUAAUCAGCAAAAUUGUGAAAUCACAAAGUGUAAGGAACAAGAUGGCAAAAAAGAAAGUGCAAACUCUGACACUUCAAAAUCUCAGCCAAUUGAAAUAACAUUGUCCCAGCCAUGUUUGAAUUCACAAGAAAAAGCUGUUGCGUUAAGCAGUAGUACACUGAGUGAGAGAAAAGAAGAUUUGCCUUCUCUUUCAGAUGAAGCAUCUGCAUUAGUAUCAAGAUCACGGACGAAAUCGGACAGUGAUAAGUUUCCAAAAUCUGCUGCAAAGUCACGAUCAAGAUCUAAAUCUUUGUUAAGGCAGCAUCGAUCAAGAUCUAAGUCGUUUGUAAAGGCCUCAAAGUCCCAACAAAUCAGUUCCAAGUCUACUACCAGACAACAGUCACGUUCUAGCUCCUAUGGUCGAAGACUGCAACGGUCUCGAUCCAGCUCACUAGCUCGGCGGCAGAGGUCAGCCUCCAAAUCUCCAGUGAGGCGGAGACGAUCUCGAUCUAGAACUUCUAAAUCCCCUGUAAGGAGUUGGUGGUCACAGUCCAUAAAAAACAGGCAAAGAUCAGUGUCAGUUGGAAGAAGAUACCGGUCAAGAACUAAAUCGCCUGCAAGGAGACACAGUUCGAGAUCCAGAUCAAUUGAAAUAAGGCAUCGUUCAAGGACAAGGUCCUCUGUUACAAAGCAUAGAUCAAGGUCCAGAUCAACAAAUUGGAGACGAAAAUCAAGGUCAACCAGCAGAAAAGCUAGGUUGCGGUCAGACUCAAGAGGUCGGAGGAGAAGAUCAAAAUCUGCAAAACGGAGACGAUCAAGGUCAGGCUCAGCUGCGCGAAAGCGGAUAUCGAGGUCUGGUUCUGUUACCAGAAGACAAAGGUCCAGGUCUAGCUCAGCAACCAGAAGACGGAGGUCCAGAUCUUGCUCAGUAGCCCAAAGGAAGAGGUCUGGCUCAGCAGACAGAAGGCGGAGGUCCCCCUCUGCUUCCAGGAGGCGAAGGUCAAGGUCCCCCUCUGCUUCCAGAAGGCGAAGGUCCAGAUCCCCCUCAGCUACUAGGAGGCGAAGGUCCAGGUCCCCCUCUGCUACUAGGAGGCGAAGGUCCAGGUCCCUCUCUGCUACUAGGAGGCGAAGGUCCCCCUCUGCUACUAGGAGACGAAGGUCUGGGUCAGCCAGAAGGCGUAAGUCCAGGUCCAGCUCUACGACCAAGAGACGCAAGUCCAGAUCAGUCUCGGCACCUAGAAGACGUAGGUCCGUGUCUUUGGCUAGGAGGCACAAGUCAAAGUCCGGCUCAACAGCCAGAAGGCGUAGGUCCAGGUCCAGCUCGGCAGGCAGUAAACAUAGGUCUAGGUCCGGCUCUGUCAGAAGGCAUAGGUUGAGAACUGGUUUUGACGCAAAGAGACAGAAGUCCAAAUCCAUGUCACCCACCAAUAGAGUACGUGCCAGGUCAAGCUCAACUGCCAGAAAAGGACAAACACAGUCUACCACAAAAAAUAUCUCAAGAUCUGCUAGAGGACGAAGAUCAAGGUCAGGAUCAAGAUCAGUUGAAAGGAAGAAUAGAUCUGGGUCUAGAGCAUCCACUGAACUCAGGAGGUCAAGGUCCAUGUCAUUAAAUAAAAAGCAGCUUCCCGAAUCUUCAGCUGAGAAGGAGACUAAUUCUACUUUAUCUUCAAAAAUCAGUAGAGAUGAACUGGAAUUACUUAAUAUAGCAGGAUCACAUUCUAAAUCCUUAACAUAUCAAGAGCAGAUUACAUCACCAGUAAACCUGCUGGAGCCAGGCAAUGAAAAUGAGAAAGUAAUGGAGUCCUCCACCUUUGCAGCAGUUACGAAUUUUCAUGAUUCUCCAUUGAAGACUUCUGACCAAGAGAAGCAGGCAGCAUGCACUGAUUCCAAGUCGCUAGUCCAACUGCAAAAUCUUUCAUCUCCUAAAGAGCCGCAAACUCUUCCGAAGCCUUCUAUAGAAUGUUGCCCGGAAACUGAGCCGAUGCAUUUAUCAUCAACACAGACAGACUGCUCAGAACUGCCAGCAGUAUCCAUAAAUAUAUUCAGUACACAAAAAGACUCUACCAGGUUGGAAAUUUUAAAUGAUACCCCUUUAAAACCUCUGAAAGCAGUCAGUCCGGAUAUUAAUAAAGGAAGACUUAUUUAUCCAGUAGAUGAGCCAGAGUUUAAUACUGUAGUAAAUACUGCAGAAUAUGGAUCAAGCAACAGUAAUUCCGAAGAAAAAUCUUCAGGCAAGUUGUCCAGUGUUGCAAAUGUGGAAAUUGAGGUUGUACAAAAUCCAGAACCAAGAAUCAUCAGUGACACCUCCACAAAUAAAGCUUGUGUUCCAGUGAUUACACCAGGUCAUGUGGGAAGUUCUAGCACAACAAAUACAUCAAAACAGCAGAAGCCUGAAGUUUCUGGUGAAAGAGGCAUAGUUGUUUCUGCUCAGGAUGAUGACGCUACUGACACCACAUCUGACUAUAAGCACGUUAUUGAUGAUACGCUAGAAUUAGCUAACCAAAAUUUAGUUACUUUAAGCAAUGCCAUUUUAAAAUCUGAAGACAAUGCAUUUAAUCUUAAAUCGACUAGUAAGCCCAUUUCUCCAGCCAACCCCUUAACCUUAUCAAGCAUAGAACAGCCAAGUCAUCAUGUCACUACGACGUGCUUUGUAAAGGAUGCAGUUGUGUCCAACAAAUGUUCAAAUCAGGAUUUCCGUAAAUCUGAUGAGGUAUACAAUUUAUUAAGUUCACCUCAGAGACUUUUUCGGUCCGAGACUAGUGCACACACAGAAAAAUCCAGCACUUGGCCUGAGCAAGGCAUCAGCAGUUAUGAAUCAAACAAUGAAAUGGAACAGUUGCAUUAUGCUUCCCCCACUAUCAUCACUUCUGAAGCAAGGAUGAAGCCAUCUUUCUCUCCGGCAGUUCCCCACAAAGAUUUGGAUUUAUUAUGUAAUAGGCAAGCUAAGUCUCCGAUAGCCACAGCAUUUUCAAGUGAAGCCUUGAAUUCGUCUGUACUUGGUAGUCCAAGAACUGUUCUUUCUGCCAGUACCCAGCUUUCAGAACAAGGAAUCUUGUUAAACAGUGAUGAUCCUUCAGAAAACUAUUUUUCAAAGCAGAACGAUGCGACAGUUUCUAAUUUCAAGUCAUCGAUCAUGACUAAAGAUACAGUGAAAGAGGAUUGUUCUGAUGGCUCUCAAGCAAUUCAAGAAAGGCUAUACUUAAGUAAGGACUCUAAUUCACAUGACUGUAUUCCUAUACCUACUAGUGGGUCUGAAAGAGAAUUUACUAAAUCCAGUAGUUUGCAAAAAGAUUUUCAAGUUGUCAAAAAUACUGACCGAAGUGUGUUCACCCAACAUGAACAGAAUUCCACUGUGUCUAAUGAGACAACUGAAGAGAGUAUGAAAUCUGAUGACCUUGUUGGAAGCUUCGCAGUAGACAAACCUGUACAGAAGGGAAUUUUACCACAUGAAUAUAUUGAUCUCUGUGCUCGUAACACCAAUAUAAAUGACCUAUCUAAUUCCUCAGAAAAAUCUGGAACAUUUUCAGAAGUUUCCACACAGCUGGAAUUAGCUGAAGCCAGUGCGAACCUGCAAGUUCUAGGCAAACACAAGAGCACAGGCGAGCCUGAGAGGUUACACUUUACUCAUUUAAAGUCUUCAGUUCUAAAUUCAGCAGAAAUUUUUUUAAUAUGUCACCAAAAGGAUGAGAAGACUGUCUCCAGCAUUCAGGGUAGUGAAUGUUUUGAAUAUAGUCCACCACAUAAAGAAUCUGGUGGUUUGCAAAAUUUCCCACCUUUAUCUGCUGCAGAGCAGCAAAUUUCUCAGCCGCUUACGCAAGACAAGCUUCACAUUUGUGUAUCCACCAGCAGAGGCAACGAUGUGUGCAGUGUGGAAGAAAAGACUGCUUCCCUUCACAAUCAAAUUCCACCAUAUAUUUCUUAUGCGGAGCACCCUAGUUCCAAAGAACAGAAUGUUGAUUUACUGGAGUCUGAAGUCAAGUCUUUGCCGGCAUCUAUCAAACCUGAUGAAUCUGAUUCUGGUUCCUCUGACAAGGUCCCUGAACAUAUAUUUGACAUCCCUGCAGCUCAUCCAUUGUCUUUUUAUAAAGGAACGGACAUUAAAAAGCAAAUAUAUGAUGAGGGACCUGCAAAUAGUGAUGGCAAAGGCUCUUAUCCUAAACAUUAUGGCAGAGGUCUUUGUAAACCUCUUACAGCUGACAAUAGAUAUGAAAAACACAAAAGAAGUAAGGGCAAAGAUUCCUCUUAUAGCAAUGCAAGAGAAGGACAUACCCCAAGUGCAAGCACUCCCAUUAUUGGUGAGCAUGAAUACAAAAACCUCACAAUUGCAGCAGAUGAAGAAUCUCUAGUUGUUAUACCAAGCACAAAAAAAUGUUCUGAUUCACCUAUGAUUUUUAAAUUAGACAUUGUGAACGUUGAGAAGAGCCAUUUGGUUGCGGAGAAAAUAUCUGAAUUAUCAGAAAUGAUCGUUGAACAAACUGCUUCAGAGGUCAGAAAGGUCAGCAAGGAUUGCUCUCUACAUAACAGUGAUAAUCUGGAUUCCAGUGUGGUCUGCAAGGACAUGGUAGUUGAUCAUAGUCGGUCCAGUAAACAGACUGAAAAGGAAGCUAAAAGUGUUGCUUCGUCAAAUUAUGCACUGCCUUGCAAUACUGAAAGUAACAACUUAAGCACGUCUAGUACUAUCCUGUCAAAUACAACCAAAAUAGCCAAAUUAGAAAGUCGUCUUCGUGACUUUGUGAAGCAGAAAAAUUUGAGUGCCAGCCAGGAUUAUGAACCUGCUUCAAUCUCCAGAGCUUCUGAAUCUAAAUACUGUAAUAAAAUUCCUGAGCAGGAACAUUUACAGUUGGAUGUUCUAGAGACUGAUAAAAGCAGCCAUGAAAAGCUUAUUAAACCUUUUUCUGCAGUGAGUAGCCACUUGUUGAAUCAGAAAAAGUCUUCUGAAAUUGGGUUUAAUUUAGUGACCCUUCUGCCUAAGCAUGAGACAGUGCUGAAUCGUGAACAAAAAAAUUCAAAGACCAACAUUCUUAGUUCUGUUAAACCCAUUGAAGCCAGUGCCGUUGAGGAGAAUGAAAAAGCUCACAUUUCACAUUCUAAAGGGGCACAUGUUGGUUCAAAACCAAAUAAACCACAUAUAGAUCAAAUAUUGUCUUUUAAGCCCACUCUGCAUGACAUGAAGAAGUCUUCUGAAAUACCACUGCCAUUGCACUUUAAAUUCACCAAUACAUUUAAGAGUGUCACUAUACCUGAUUUGUGUAACAUCUCAGAAGACAGCUCUGGUAUAGAGACCUCUAAAAACAAGUCCUCCCCAGAGCCCUCAUGUCCCACCACACUAUCUUCAGAGGCUUCAGUGUCUAGCUUAGGGUGUUCUCUUGAGUUACCUUCUGCUCAUCCAAGUGCUAUUGUUUGUGAAGAAUCCUCAAAAUCCAGCUCUCUUGAAAAACCCUCACCUGAUGAACAUUCUGUGCCCCCACAACUGGACAGUGAAACGGAACAACCAACUGGUAAAAACUUGUUGCCUGAUAACAUCCAGGGAUCAGAUGACUCACAGUCCUGCUCUACCAAGCAUGCAUUUCCCCAUCUGUCAAAUGCUUUGUCUAAAUCAGGUGUUAAGCAGCGUCAGUAUCGCUCAAGGUCAGUGGCCCGGGAUAGUCGCUCACUGUCUGGAGACAGGGGACGGACUUCUCGGUCAAGGUCAAAGUCCACAGCCCGAAGAAGACGUUCUCAUUCAAAAUCUGUGCCUCGGAAAAAGCGAUCACAGUCCUCAACAAGAAAGAAAAGCUCUCAUUCAAAAUCUGUCAAAAAGAAACGCUCACGCUCCAGGUCUGGAGGACGGAAGCGACGCUCACAGUCUAAGUCUAAAGGCAAGAAAAAACGCUCACCUUCCAAAUCAUCUGGAAAAAGAAAGCGCUCAAGCUCAAAAUCAUCAGAGAGGACCCGAUCUGUUAAACCUUUGGGGAAGCAGCGAUCUUCACGCUCCAAAUCUAAAACUCGAAAAAACCGAUUACAGUCUAAAUCCCCAGGCAGAAAAGGAAGGUCACGCUCUAAAUCGGGAGCCAGGAAGAGUUCACGUUCCAAGACAUCCGGUAAUAGAAAGUCUUCUCGCUCUUAUUCACCAGCAUGGAGAAGGCAGUCACGCUCUAAGUCUUUCUCCUCAAGGAGUCGCUCACGGUCAUUGUCUGCAUCUCCAAAAAGAUGUUCCCGCUCAAGAAAUAAGGGCCGUUCUCUCUCCAGAUCUCCAGCCCCACGGCAUCGUAGUCGUUCAAGAUCACGUGCUCGCUGGAAUCGCUCAAGAUCUCGAGGAAGGUGGUGUCGAUCUCGUUCUUUGUCAACUUCCAGACGACGUCGCUCUAGGUCAUCUUCUAGACUUUCUCGUUCUUUGUCAACAAAGAAAAGAAAAUCCUUGUCAAAGUCGCCUGUCCGCAGACGCCGCUCGCGGUCACAAGCCAAGCAGAAAGACAAAUCUCCUGUAAGUAAACCGAAGUCCACUUCUCCACUACCACAAAAGAAAAUAGCUUUGUCAAAAUCUGCAGCAUUUAAGCACAGUAUUGGAUUAAAGUCUCUUAUUCAGAAGCAGCUAUCCCAAGCAAAGUCCAAAGGUGUUGGUGGAAAGUUGUCAGUUAAGGAACAAAUACCAUUGCCUACAGUAACAGCAAGAGCACAAUUGCCCAGUUUUUCUACUAGAGCAAAUGUUCCUGUGCCCAACUUGACAAAUGUAGGACAAAUACCGGUGCCCAAUUUGGCAGAUGUACCUUUGCCCACUGUGACUACUGGAGGACAGAUUCCUUUGCCCAGUGUUCCUCCUGCAGAACAAUUGUCUGUGUCAAAUUUAGUUGCUGAAACACAAUUAUCUGUACCUGACUUAACCAAUGCAACUCAAUGGCAUGUUCCCGAUAUGUCUAGUGGAUCUCAGUGGCCUGUGCCUGAUAUUGCCACUGGAACUCCGUGGUCUGUUACUGACUUGGGAAAUGGUACUCAGUGGCCUAUGUCUGAUCUAGCAGCUGGUUCACAUUGGCCUUUGCAUGACAUGACUGUUGGAACACAAUGGUCUGUACCUGAUCUUGCUGCUGGAACACAGUGGUCUAUGCCUGAUGUUGCCACUGGAGCACAAUGGGCAGUACCUGACUUGACUGCUGGAGCACAAUGGACGGUGCCUGACCUUACUGCUGGACCUCAGUGGGCUAUGACAAAUCUAGCUCCAGGAACACAGUGGGCCGUGCCUGAUCUGGCCGCUACAACGCAGUGGACUGUGCCUGAUCUCACUUCCGGAGCUCAGUUACAAGGGGCAGACAUGGCCUCCGAAGCCCAAGUUCCGGGGUCUGACCUUGCCCUUGAAGCCCAAGUUCCAGGUUCUGACCUAGUCACUGAAGCGCAGGUACCAGGAUCUGACUUAGCAACGGAAGCCCAGGUUCCUGGCUCAGAUAUGGUAUCUGAAGCCCAGGUACCGCCUGAGCACGAGCUAGCACCUGAAACACUUAAUCUGAUGCCUGAUGUAGCUGCUGAAGCCCUAGUGCCAGUAGCUAGUGGGACUCUUGUGCCAGAUGUAGCUGCUGGAAUUCAGUUGCCUGAUGUCGCUGCUGUAGCACGGAUGCCAGUUCCUGAUGUUGCUGCUACAACGCACAUGCCAAUGCCAGAUGUGGCUACUACAGGCCAAAACCGGAUGUCUGACUUUGUUCCUGCAUCGGCUUAUAUGUCUGCCCAUGAACCAUUGUUUGAUGUUGAUAAUGCAUCCAAGCCAUCCAUUUACUCUGACUUUGUUCAGGCUUUGUCACCUGAAGAGCACGCUGAUCGUUCUGCUUUGUCAAAGCCCAUCGCGUCUCCUGAACACCAACCUCCUGAACACCAAGCUGAGGCUGAACGGUUUGAUACGAAUACACAGCAAUCAACUCAUGAGCCUAUGGCUAGUAGUUACCACAAGAACAAACUCUCUUCAUCCUCUGUGCAGUUUCCAGCACUUAGUGAGCCUGAAUAUCCAUUGUCCAGUGAACUUAAUGUCAGGACGUCACCACUAGACAAACAGGCUGAUCAAAUAGUCAAUGUCACGAUGACUGAAAUGCCUGAAAAUUGUUCACAAAUACUGUCUUGUGCGGAUUCUGCACCUCAUCCAGAUAGUGAAACAUGUAGUACAUCUGAGAUUGCAUUUAUUGAACCCUGCCUAGAUUCUGAACAUCAGUUAUUGACUGUAGAACACACACUUUCUAUCUGUCCCCUAUCUAAUGAUUCCACUGUUAGUCAUGAACAUGGCUUAUUCAUUGAACCCCAUGCAAGCUCUGAUGGUUCUUUUCUUGUUGAAUCCCUUUCUGGUUCUGACCGUCCUCUUCAGGUUGAAGCAAGUGACAGCCCUGAUUGUCUUGACAGCCAUCCACUAGUUGAACCCUACACAAGUCCUGAUUGCACCUUACUUAUUGAACCAUACCAUAGUCCUGAUCAUAACCUACUGGUAGAAUCCUAUUCCAAACCAGAUCACACAUUAUUGGUUGCCCCUUAUGCCAGUCCUGACCACCUUCUAUUGAAUGAGCAAUGCUCCAGUUCUGACUCUCAGUUGGUGACUGAUUUGUGUAGUGGUUCUGAUAACUCCCACUUGGUUGAAACUUGUACUAGUCCUGAGCACACUCUGCUGGUUGAACCUUAUGUUAGCCCAGAACGUCCCCAGCUGGUUGAACCUUAUGUGAGCCCAGAACGGCCUCAGCUGGUUGUAUCAUAUGCCAGUCCAGAACGACCCCAGCUAGUUAUAUCGUAUGCCAGUCCAGAACGGCCCCAGCUGGUUGUAUCAUGUCCCAGUCCAGAACGGCCCCAACUGGUUGAGUCCUAUGCCAGCCCAGAACGGCCCCAACUGGUUGAAUCCUAUGCCAGCCCAGAACGGCCCCAACUGGUUGAAUCCUAUGCCAGCCCAGAACGGCCCCAACUGGUUGAAUCCUAUGCCAGCCCAGAACGGCCCCAACUGGUUGAAUCCUAUGCCAGCCCAGAACGGCCCCAACUGGUUGAAUCCUAUCCCAGCCCAGAACGGCCCCAACUGGUUGAAUCCUAUCCCAGCCCAGAACGGCCCCAACUGGUUGAAUCCUAUCCCAGCCCAGAACGGCCCCAACUGGUUGAAUCCUAUCCCAGCCCAGAACGGCCCCAACUGGUUGAAUCCUAUCCCAGCCCAGAACGGCCCCUACUGGUUGAAUCCUAUCCCAGUCCAGAACGGCCCCAACUGGUUGAACCAUAUGCCAGCCCUGUCAACACCCACCUGCUUGAACCAUAUAGCAGCCCAGAAUGCCCACAGCUGGUUGAACCGUACUGUAGUCCUGACCGCCCCCAGCUGGUUGAGCCAUAUGCCAGCCCUGACCACCCCCAGCUGGUUGAGCCAUAUGCCAGUCCAGAUCACGUCCAGACAUGUAAACCUUACUUUAGUCUUGUCUUGACUGAAACAUUUUGCAGUCCUGCUGAAGCCAUUCCUAUCUCCCCUGAAAAGCCUGAAGAUGAAGUAUGUUCUAGCCCCAGCCACCCUUUGGCAUUAAAAACGUCUGACCUUGUUCAACAUCCUGUUUCAUACAAUCCGCCAUGCAGUAAUGAUAUAUCAGACAAAACUGAUGAAAGUCUUGACUCCUCUUCAGUUGAUCCAAUUGCCAGAUCCAAACUGAUACAAAAUCCUCAGCCCACUUUGAAAUUUAGUUUUGAUCAACUAGAUGAAUGCUCUGUACAGCCAGCUGUAAAACCAGAACUUGACAUUUCUGAUUGCCCCCAUUUAGAUAAACCUGUUAACAUUGUUAAACCACUGCCAGAGGAAACUUGCCAGGUGCAUGUGCAAACAUAUUCCCAUGAAAGUGGUUCCAGCCCUAGCCAGGCUCCUUUGGAAGAAUGCUGUAGUAACCCGAUUAAAAAUAUUUCAAAGGAACUUUAUGGCAGUCCUCAACAUUCCAACCGGAAUGAAUGCACCGAUCACUUACUGUCAAAUGAACACUAUGCAAAGCCAGCCCAAGUAGACUUUCCCAGCUCUACCAUAGCUCAGCUGGAUGAAUCCUGUUCCACCAUUGAUCAUCCCAAGCAUUCUCCUUCUGACUCUCACGAUCAGCGGCCACUUGAUGAAACGUGUGCCAGCCCUGACCAACUCAAGCUAAAGGAACAGUGUGUCAGCCAUGAUCAGUCCGAGCAGAAACCACUUUGUGCUACAUUUGAACCUGCCCACUCAAAGGAAGAUUAUGUCAACACUGACCAACCACAGCCAAACACAAUGUAUACUGUCUUAGACCACCCCCAUCAGGAGGAAUACAUUUCCAGUGCACUCAGACCAAACAUAGAUGAACAUUGCUCUAGUGGUACCCAAGCGCCACUCGUUGAAUCCAUGCAUAUAUCCAGUGAAUCUUUAGGUUAUGAUUCUUAUUCUAGCUCUCACAAGCCUUUGCAUAAGUACUGCCUUGAUCAUUCAGAUACAGUUGUAGAGCAUGGCUCCAUAAAUAUCUCCGACAGGUCUGUGUGCAGUCCUUACCAAGUGCCCUCUAGUCCUAAUGAGCCGCUGCCUGCAGGUGAUGCAGUGGCUGGUCUUCAUGUGCCACUGGUGUUUGGAGAUGCAGCGUCUGAUCUCCACGUACCGCUGAUGAAAGGUGAAGCAGCAUCCGCAUCCCAUGAGCCACUGCCAGGGGACAUAGCAUCUGGUCAUGAAGUGGAGCUGGCAGGUAUUGCAGCUGGUACAGACUUGGCUGGUGAAGACACUCCAGGUGAAGCAGCACCCUGUGUGGACUCUCCACUGGCGUACAGCAUAACACCUGGAUCCAAAUCACCUGUGCAGGACAGUGUCACACCUGGUUCCAAGUCCCCUGUGCCUGAGAGAGAAGUAGGCAGUUCCGUCUCCCCCGUGCAAGAAACACCUGUGUCCUGUUUUGAUCAAAUUCCCUCUAAAAGAAAGGCGUACAGGUUGCAGCCAGUUAAACCCCCAGUUAUCACUGAGCACCUCUUAGCAGAUGAAACCGUCGGUAGUCUUGACAAUAGUUUGUUGGAUAGGUCAACAACAACUGCCGAUCAUCUGCUAGUGAAAAAACCUCUUCUCCGCUCAGAUCGGCUACUUCAGCAUGAAUCACUAGAAAUCUGCAAAAAUCCUUUUUCAGAAGAAUCCUUUCAUAGCCCUAGACAUUCCCCUAAAGAUAAUCUAGCCACUCCUGAUGAUUGCAGCGAACCCUGUGUGUUUUCUGCCAAAACUAACCAAACCCUUCCUGAUGGAGCAUAUUCCAAUGCCAGCCAACCGGAUGCCCAAAAAAUCCUUCAAACAGAUGACCCUCUUACCAGUGACCUUCCCCUAUCGGCAGAACCAAUUUCUAAUAAAUAUGCUAGUGUUUUAUCACCUGGGAAAAAUACAUCUUGUGCAGCUGAUUUACCCUGUUCUAACCAAGAUCAAUCACAGACUUUCACUUCUAAUCAGGUAUCAGUGAUGUCUGUUGAAUCAGCAUCUGAGGAUCCUGAUAACCAUCUUAAAAUUAGUCACCAUUAUAAAAUUUCACCUCCAGACCUAUUGCCGUAUGAUUCUGAACAGCCAACAGGAAUGUCUUCUACAUCUGAACCUUCGAAUGAGCCUGUUCUAUUCAACUCACAGCCACCUCCAGAGCUCCUGCCAUAUGACUCUGAGCAACCGGCAAACCCUUUUCUCAGUAUUGCAGACUAUUCUUCUGACCAGAGUUCUUCGGUUUUUCAUACACCACCUGAGUUGUUGCCCUAUGAUUCUGACCAGCCUACUGUUUUGAGUCCAAAAAAAAGCUCAGAUACUUGUGUAGAAGAAUUACCAGUCUGCAAAUCAACCAAUGAGCUUGUUCAAAAUGAUCCUCCUGUCAUGUUAAUUUCCCUAACAGAAUCUCCAGAAUUUAAUGCACUUUCUGUGGACUGUUUCUCAGAGACUCUACCUAAAAGUAGUAAAAAACAGUGCGACAAUGAACAGUUUCCCAGUUCGAGUUUAAAAACACAUGAGCAGUCAGAUGAAAGUUGUAAAACUGAAACAGCGCCUCACCAUGUGACUUCUGUAAAUGAAUUAUCAGUUAGCAUUAAGUUUGAUACGUUGGAAGGUACUAUAAUGAAGGAUCCUUUAGAAGAGGAAGUCGGGUCUUCAGAAACGUUAGCUGAACAUACGGCAUCCAUAACAUCAGUUGCUCAUAUUUCUCAGGAAUUAUCGUGUUCUGUAUCUUCUGUUGAUAAGCCAGUCUGUGUAUCUGAGCAGCCAUGUUUGUCUGAAUUACCAUCUCAUCAGCCUUUUACAAAAAUUGAGCAGUCUCUUCAAGAGUCCGUUUUGGUUCCAGAGCUACCCAUGAAAUCUGAUUGUCCCAUUUAUAGAAUUGAAGACCAAACAGAACAAACGUCUUUAUUAUCAAAUAUUUCUCCCACUUCUGAGAUACUGGGUUCUGCGGAAAUGGUGUUGGUGAAUGUUUCAGAGUCUGAACUCUCCACCGAAAUGCCUGCAACAGAAGGAGUAGUGACUUUGGAAGCUACUACCAAAUGUUCACAAUCUACGUCUUUGUCAAAAACAGACAUUCCACAAUCCCUUGCUACGGCUACAGAGAACGAGUCCCACCCAGAAUCCAAAAGCCGAAUGGCACGAUCACAAUCAAGAUCAGAGGACAGGAGAAAAUCAAGAUCAAAAUCUGCUACACGAAAAAAGCGGUCACGCUCAAAGUCUGGUAGAAAUAAGUCCCAUUCUAAGUCGCCGUUGAGAAUGAGGCGUUCUCGUUCUACAUCCGCAACUGAAAAAAAGAAGUCACGCUCUGCUUCGGAUACAAGAAAAAGGAGGUCUCCUUCUGCUGUCAGGAAAAGGCGUUCUCGAUCUGCCUCUUUGGGUCGUGGAAGACAUUCUCGUUCAGUGUCAGUAGCCAAAGGGAAGGACUCCCGAUCCCGAUCUGUGGCUCGCAGGAGAUCCUCACGCUCACCCUCUACAGCUCGAAGAAGACGGUCCCGCUCUUCGUCAUUCAGAAAGCGCUCUCAUUCAUCAUCUGUUGGACGCAAGCAGUCACGUUCACCUUCUGUGGCUCACAGGAGGCGCUCUCGAUCCCAUUCUCUCUCUCGAAGGAGGCACUCACGAUCUGCCUCUACAUAUCGCAGAAGGCACUCUCGCUCACCAUCUGUCACUCGUAGGAGACGCUCUCCAUCUGUGACCCGCAGGAAGCGCUCUCGCUCCCCGUCCGUAUCCCGCAGAAGGCGCUCCCCUUCACCGCCUGUGUCGCGCAAGAGACGCUCCCCUUCACCACCCGUGUCUCGCAGGAGGCGCUCCCCUUCACCAUCUGUGGCUCACAGGAGGCGUUCUCCUUCACCUCCUGUUGUACGCAGGAAGCACUCCCCUUCACAGACCGUUGUCCGAAGAAGGCGUUCCCGCUCCCCAUCUGCCUCUCGCAGAAAACGCUCUGGCUCUCAGUCAGCUUCUCGCAAAAGGCGUUCACGUUCCUCAUCAGCUCCCAGAAAAAGGAGGUCUGGCUCCAAAUCGCCAUCACCAAAAUCACCAAUAAACAAGCAACGCGCUCAGUCAAAAUCUGAUCGAUCUCGGAGUCGCUCGCCAAGUAAUAUUGCACGUAAGAGGAAAACACGGUCGCGAUCUUCAUCAAGAGACAAAAACAAAUCCAUUGAAAAGAGGCGUAAAAGAUCAAGCUCUAAAGAUCACUACAGCAUUAAGCAAAGACGAAAAAGUCGAACGCCUCCCAGGCGGAAAAAGUCGAGAUCUCCUGCAAGAAAAGCAAGUGUGUGUAAAUCUCCAGUUAGAAGACGCCGGUCGCGGUCACCAGUAAGGAGGAAGAGUUUCAGCAGGUCCCCCGUUCGUCGAAAGCGAUCAAGAUCUAGAGACCAGUCAAUGGACUCCAUGAGGUCGCCAAAACGCCUUACUGAUCUCGACAAAGCACAGCUUCUGGAAAUAGCUAAAGCGAAUGCAGCUGCCAUGUGUGUUAAGGCUGGAGUGCCAUUGCCACUUAGCUUGAAGCCGAUUACUACGCCUGCUGCACCCUCUGAUGAAAAAAUUACCCAUAGGACUUAUGGUGUUACAAUACAAGAACUUACUGAGAAAUGUAAGCAAAUUGCGCAGAGCAAAGAAGACGAUGUGAUUGUGAAUAAGCCUCAUGAUUCUGAUGAGGAGGAAGGAGAUCAACCUUUUUAUAAUCAUCCAUUUAAAGUCAGUGACCAUAAACCGAUUUCCUUUAGCUUAAUGAAUCCCAGCCUAAAACCGGCUCCGAAAACUCAGGUGACUCUGACUAAAGAGUUCCCAGUUUCCUCCGGAUCUCAGCACAGGAAAAAAGAGUCGGAUAAAGUCUACGGCGAAUGGGUUCCCGUGGAUAAAAAAAGUGAAGAAAGCAAGGACGACGUUUUCACAAAUACAGUUCCCUCACAGUUCUAGAAUUGUUUGAGGAAGGUGGAUUAACCACACUUAGAUACCUGUUGCCAAUCCAACGUACUGAUGGGCUGAGACCCUCCCUUCUUUAAUGGCCUCAUAUGGACCUAAUGCUUCCAGAUCCUGAGUUCUGAUUGGUUGCAAACUGGUCAUUAAAGAACCGUAAGGACUGAUUCCUAACAACUACAGGAAAACGCAGAGACGUCCAGCUCCCAGAUGCGCAGAAACAGUGUACAAUUCAUCAAAUCAAUGGACGUAUAGAAAUAUAUAUAUAUUUUUCUUUUCUGUGCAAAGUUGUGAGCUUACUCAGCAUCUCUCCACAUAACCCUGUAAUGGUAUUGAACAUCCACAAACAUGAAACAAAGUCAGUAUCACUAAGUGGGUGUGUAAUAAUUCAAUCCUUUUUUUUUUUUUUCCUUUUUACAUUUGAAUAAAGUUUCUGCUUGACCUGUUUUGGCUACUGCAAUUACACAAUGCUUGUCUACACAUAAUGGUCGUCAGUGUAACCAUACCCGUAUGCAAGAUUAACUUGGUUCCGUACUGUACCUAUGUAACUAUUUAAGUACCUCCUUUUGCAUGGAUCUUCACUUCCAACACAAAAAUGCUUAAUUCUCAUCACCGAUGGCUCAGUUUAAUCUGAUACUCCGCAUAUUUAAGUACAAAACAGUGUGCGUCUGCUCACUUAUAAUUAGAGGUGGAGAGUAGUUUCAUUUUUAUAAACUAGACUGUAUGUGUUUCAUCUAACAAAUUCUUUUUGUGUGGAAUGUCGGUAUAGAAUGUUUCUAAAACAAAAAAUUAAAUGAGUCUGUAAUAUUGUGAUUUACCGAAGAUUACAAUGUUCCAAAACAAACAUUCAAGUUGGGUUAGAUAAGUGGAAUUGUCUCAAACUCUGGCCAUGGAAGAAGAUGAGCUUUGGACUAUUCUCUGCUCGUUCCUGCUAAGAGAUGAAGGAUUUUAUUUUAUUUUUACAGAUGGAGAACUUUUAAAGUACCCUUUUUCCAUCAGAAUUUUGGGAAGGGUUGCAGUGAUACACAGGGAUCACUUACACCAGUUACUUAAACACCAAUGUGGAACAAGGUUCUCUGAUUUUUUUGUUUUUUACAUUUGACUGCUCAGUUUGGUCCCUUUUGAUUUUUUUUUAUGGGGCAAAUAAAGAAAAAAGGAACAAUACAAACCAGUUUCACAUUUAAUGGUCAAGAAGUUUUCUUAAUGCACCAAAAGAAAGCUGAAGAACUUGGUUUCAAGUAAUAACUUACUGUUAGCCUAGUUGCUACCCAAAGGACAAUGGAUUAUGCUUACUUACUUUGCACUUAAAAUAUUUGAAGCUUCCCUGCGCUAUAGCAGACGGGCAGUACAACGCUAGUCCUCCACAUUUGUGCUGUCCGACAUUUAGGCAAGGCCGUGUCAAUCCUAACUUCAUUGUUCAUUAAUUUUAAGACCACACCCACAUAGAUGAAUGACAAUAUUACACAGGCCUCAACUUCAGCAGCGGGACACUAAAGAUGUGAUGACCGUGAAAAGGAAAGACUUAUUGUUCAGGAUAAUGCCCUUUGAAUGUAAAAAUACAGCAACAGUUGAGUACAAUUCCACAGUAGCACUUCCUAACCCGGUGCUGAGAAUCCUCAGACAACAGAACACUUUAUAUAGUGCUUUUCAAAGCCGCACUAUGUUUUAGAUGAUAUGCACUCACCCGUUUCUGAACUGUGCUGAUCCUUUUGUGGCUUGUCCGGUGGCUUCAUUGAUGUGCUGAUUGCACCAUUGUAUGAUGAUAUUAACGUUGUUCUGUUUUCAAGAAACUCUUAUAGCUAGAUGUGCGGUGGUCUUAUCUUUUUUUUUUCUUUUUUUGCUGUAAGUUAGAAUGAUGGAGGAUGAUAAAGUUCGCAAUUUCUGCGCAGUGUGUAGAUGGCAGGUGACGUUUCUAAACAUCAGAGAGCGCAAAAGCCGUACUCAAGGGAAUUUUGCAACACAAUUUCUGAGUAUCCACUAUCUGCCAGAGUAAGCAGUGCCUUGCAUUAUAAUGGACACUUCUGGUAGCGGUGCAGCCAACGCUGCUUGUAAAUAAUGUUUCUAUUGUAAAUUGACUUAAUCUGAAGUCAGAAACAGCUGUACAUACAUAUUGUUAUGUUUAAAAUGUAUGAAAAUAGUUGAAUAAUGGGCUGAUUAUUAAUGUGCUUUUUAUUUUAAACAACAACAAAAAAAUUGUUUUAUUUUUACUUGGGGUAUGAUAUAUAAUUUUUUUCUCGUUUGUGCAGAACUGUGUGAAUAUCACCCUAAAUUUGUUGUUUCUGUCUGCAUACGACCUUUUAAAAGCUCUAAUUGCUAUGACAGGUUUUGUGUGGCUAUAUGCACCCUCUUUUCAGUCUAUCCACUCUGUUAUGUUGGGGAGAUGUUACUCAUGCAAUGGAUAAAACCGCUCCAGUUGACUUGACGUCAUUCAGUUGUUUUAAUAACUAACAACUGUUUGAUAGGUCCUCUCCUUUCUCCACAUUCCACUGUUGCCAUUUAUAGCUGUUGAUUACUAAUCUAAAUUGGACUAAUUGCUUUGUAUGGAUUUUUAAGCGUAAAAAAAAAAAUAUUUUGCCAUCAACAGCUAUUGGUGGUAUAGGCAGGACACAGUGGGUGUUGCUUGCAAACACAUGCACAGGGAUAUGUUCUGUAGCCUGUAGAAACCAAUCGGCUUUUAGCUUUCAUUUUUGUAGGCCAUUUUGAAAAUGUAAUCAGUCAUUUGGUUGGCUGUACUCUAUAGCACCAGUUUCCUACUGGGCAGAAUUCAGAACAGUCCCUCAAUGUGCAAUUUAUAUCUCGUUUAUAUUGGAGGGAAAAAAAGUCAACCUAAGCCAACAUCCGUAUAUUCCAUCAUGAGGACUUUUUCUGAGGAAAUAAUUUCUGAUUCAUGUCAGAUACCAAAUAACAAGUUCUUGUAUAUGUUUAAUUUUUUUCCUGGAAAUGUACUUUUGAAUAUGAAUAAAGAGAUGGUCCAAACA